Molecule: messenger RNA, 582 nt
Organism: Leopardus geoffroyi (Geoffroy's cat)
Lineage: Eukaryota; Metazoa; Chordata; Mammalia; Carnivora; Felidae
Product: cytochrome c oxidase subunit 5A, mitochondrial-like
Exons: 1
Coding region: 135-542 (135 amino acids)
Biological process (GO): mitochondrial electron transport, cytochrome c to oxygen
Cellular component (GO): mitochondrial inner membrane
Source: RefSeq, a predicted model, not a curated record
CUACUAAGCAGACAUAUUGGGAAUUUAUUCUUUGGUUAAAAGAUUAACCUUUGAGACUGCGUGCCGUCAUAGCAGUCACGUCACGCUCUGUACCGCUCCCCACCGUUGCCCUGUAGCAGCAGCCGCAGCCCCCGAUGCCAGCCCCAGAGGCCUCCCGUACCCAGGUCCAGGUCCCGGCUCCACCGCCGCUGUCCAGUCAGUUCACUGCUACUCCCAGGGGGUUGCAUGAAACAGAUGGGGAGUUUGAUGCUCACCGGGUGACAUACUUCAACAAGCCAGAUAUUGACGCCUGGGAAUUGUGUAAAGGGAUGAACACGCUUGUUGGCUAUACUCUGGUUCCAGAACCUAAAAUCAUUGAUGCUGCUUUGCGGGCAUACAGAUGGUUAAAUGAUUUUGCUAGUGCAGUUCACAUCCUAGAGGUUGUUAAGGACAAAGCAGGACCUCAUAAAGAAAUCUAUCCCUAUGUCAUCCAGGAACUUAGACCAACUUUAAAUGAACUGGGAAUCUCCACUCCAGGGGAACUGGGCCUUGACAAAGUGUAAACCCCAUGGAUGGCUUCUCAAGGAUUUAUUCAUAAUGCUA